CCACUCCAGCCCUGUGAAUCUGUCAAUCGGUUUCUCAGAAUGGAAGCUGCAAAACAGAAAAUGAAGACUGUUUGUUUUACACUGAAAAUCUUCAGUCACUGACCCUGUCCUUACUGUGCGCUUAAAAACAAAGUGUACUUAGCUUUACCAUGAAGAGGAGGCCACACCCAGAGAGGGAAGCUCUGUGUUGGCUAGGUGACAUAGUUCCGCCACAAGGAAGAGGCUGGUAGGUAGAGGUGAGGCGGGAAUCGGUGGUGUCUUAUUACAGGGAAGUUCUUCUGCUUAUUGCUGUUGGGUGAAGGCUAGCUGCUGUCAUAGGUCUGCAAGAUAUUUACAGAAGCUUUGGAAGGAUGCCUGAGGGAGACAUGCAUAAAGGACAGGCUUGAGUCCCCCAGGAGUAACAGGACAAAAAGACAAGUGGAGGAAGAAAGGAAAAUUGAUGUGAUUUGGAGAGCUGAGAGCUGAGCCAAGUCUUUUGUCGGAUUGCAUUAGAAAGGGAUUUGUCGGCUUGACUUCAUCUUUUGGAGGGCCCACGGGUGAGAAGGAGCCACAAUGGCGGUUGAGGUAGUGUCUGCUGAGAGUGCCACUCCACUCAACCCUGAGAAUACACAAGGACCUCAGCCUGGAAAGCGCAGAAAGGCGAUGACAGCUCCGAGGUCCCAGGCACAGAAGGCAGUUGCAUGGAGGAAAGCCGUCAUUACUGUGUUGUUGGUGCUGGUCAUACUGGCCCUGCUAGCAGUAACCAUAUAUUUUGUCAAACAGCUGAUAGACAGCAAGUAUUUCUUCUGUACAAAGUCGGUGAAGUUCAUCCCUCUGGCACUGACUUGCAACGGGCAGGCAGACUGCAUUGAUGCUGAAGAUGAACAGCAAUGUGUGACUAACCAGACUGUUCGCACCCUCUUCCCUGUCCGCCUGGUGUCAAACAAUAGUGUGCUGCAGGUGCAGGUCGCUGGGAUAGGCUGGACGACAGUGUGUGCCGACGACUGGACUGCUGCGCACUCCCUAUUAGCCUGCAAGAAGUUGGGUUACACAACCAAUCCAAGCAGCACCAAUGUACCCGUCCAAGACUUGCCGUCCUAUUUAAUUUCCACUUUCAGUGCGGUCACAUCCAGCAGUGCCCCGUCUGCCAAUCUAACAGCCGUUAAGCGCCAGACUUGUUCCACCAAUGCCGUGGUUUCGCUGUCCUGCUCGGACUGCGGCGACCAGUCAGUGAAGGACCGCAUUGUGGGUGGUGUUGACGCUGUCAUCGACGAAUGGCCCUGGCAAGUCAGCCUGCAGUACAACGGACAGCACACCUGCGGGGGCUCCCUGGUGUCCGAGAGCUGGGUCGUAACGGCUGCGCACUGUUUCUCUAGUGACAGACUGCUGACGCGAUGGCGGGUUGUGUCAGGCCAAACGUCCGUGGUGUCUUUGGGAGGCUCCUACGUGGACAAGAUUAUUGUCAACGGGCAGUACAACCCCAUCUCUAACGACUAUGAUAUUACCCUGAUGCACCUCACUAACCCCAUCACUGUGGGAGUUUCCAAGCGCCCUAUCUGCCUGCCCCCCUAUAACUUGAACCUGCAGAACGGAGCCCCCCUGGUAGUGACAGGCUGGGGGUAUACGAAAGAAGACGGUCAGGUGUCCAAUACUCUUCAGAAGGCCGAUAUUACUCUCAUAGACAGUAACACCUGUUCCUCGACCGUGGUCUAUAGCACAAUGAUCACUCCCAGAAUGCUCUGCGCAGGAUUCCUUACAGGGAACGUAGACGCGUGUCAGGGUGAUAGUGGAGGUCCUUUGGCAUACGAGACAGAAUAUUGGCAGCUGGCAGGUGUGGUAAGCUGGGGUGUGGGCUGUGCUCGUCCAGACCGCCCCGGAGUCUACUCCAACGUCACCUCCAUGCUCAACUGGAUCUACACGACCAUGGAGAAAAACUCAUAAGGACCGAAAGUACUUGAAUUUGAUUAUUGCACUCAGGAGUCAAUCUGGGAAAAUGCUGUCUACUGGAUUCAACUUUUGUUGCCAAAACAGUCCUGCUGUGUCGCAAGUGGGCAGAAACAUGUCCAGUCUUCUGUGUGUGUUUGUCGCUUAAGAAGCUGCCACCUUCAGGGUUUAUUUUAGGUUUACGUUAUGGUCAGGGUGAAAUUUAAUGCUCAGGGCAUCAUUGUUUUUGGGUCUUUUUUGUAGUAAUGGAAGGCCCAACACAGGGUUCCUCUGAAAUGAGCACAGUCUGUGGACACCAACCUAAAAUGUUUACACCCGAAGAGUGUGUGUGUGUGUGUGUGUGUGUGUGUGUGUGUGUGUGAUAUAAAAAGAGAACUUUCGUUCCUGAAAGUCACCUUGCACUUGAUUCAUAAGUGAUUUAGCUGAUUUUUUUAAUUGGGGGGGGUCCCCACAGUCUGACACACACGUGAGUGAGUUUUGGUUUUUGUUAUUUAUUUUUAUAAUUAAAUAAUAUUUUUAAUGCUUCAUCCCUUGGAAUUCCUCAGCUUUUUACAUUCCUCCCUAAAUCCUGGGUAUUUACAUCUGCCCUGUGAUGUAAUAGUUGGAAAGGAUUAUUUUUCUUUUAUAGACAUUUUAAUCACUCAGUUUCUGUGCAAGUUGUGUAAACUUGAGAUACAGUAUGUGGUAUGGUUUCUUAUCUUUGUGAAUAUAAUGUGCAAUAAAGUUAUCUUUUGUGAACUUUA
Messenger RNA from Brienomyrus brachyistius, 2666 nucleotides. RefSeq names its product transmembrane protease serine 4-like. The record is from RefSeq and is a predicted model, not a curated record. Lineage: Eukaryota; Metazoa; Chordata; Actinopteri; Osteoglossiformes; Mormyridae. Gene Ontology annotation, cellular component: membrane. The coding region runs from base 553 to 1920 and encodes 455 amino acids. Gene Ontology annotation, molecular function: serine-type endopeptidase activity; protein binding. The transcript has 13 exons. Gene Ontology annotation, biological process: proteolysis.